UGGAUAUGGGUCUUUCUUUUGCUUAGAAGAAUAACAGCGUUGCCGAAGUCACUAUUCAUUGACCGCUUUGUUCCCCUCAAAUCUCAAUGCCGUAGCACCAUAAAUUGCUGGAGGGCGAAGGCUGAAUGCAGAUAAUCUGGAGGGAAGGAAAACCCGGAUCGGAUAUCCAAUUCAAAUUCGUUCAGUUGACAUUCCUACCCUCAAUGCCGUAGCACCAUAAAUUGCUGGAGGGCGAGGCUGAAUGCAGAUAAUGUGGAGGGAAGGAAAACCCACAAGAGAAUCGAUGGCUUCCCGUCGUCUUCUUCUCUCUUAUUUUUCUGUUCUCUUUGUUGUUCUCUUCUUCUUCCCCGUCCUGACAUCCGCCGCCCGCUGCCACCCUGAAGACAAGGCCGCCCUCCUCGACAUCAAGAAGGCGAUGGGCGACCCUUACAUCAUCAUCUCCUGGGACCCCAAGGUCGACUGCUGCAGCUGGCUCGCCCUCAAAUGCGAUCCCAAGACCAAUCGCGUGUACGAUCUCGACAUUUCCGGCGACAACGUCUCCGGCACCAUCUCCCCAUCAGUCAGCAAGCUCAAGUCCCUCACCCAGCUCACCAUGCGCAAACUCACCGGCCUCACCGGCCCGAUUCCGACGGCCAUAUGUGACAUGACCACCCUCACCUUCCUCUGGCUCGACUGGAACGAGCUAUCCGGCACCAUCCCAGCCUGCCUCUCUAAACUCCGAAGCCUCACCUACAUCAACCUCUCCUUCAAUCAGCUAACAGGCGAAAUCCCCGCCAGCCUCGCCCUGCUCGAGAAGCUCGACGCCAUCUUCCUUGACCACAACCGCCUCACCGGGCGGAUCCCCGAGUCCUUCGGCCACUUCCGGGGAUCGACGCCGUACCUCCGCCUUUCCCACAACAACCUCAUCGGCGAGAUACCGCCGUCGCUUGGUGCCAUGAACUUCGUGAACAUCGACCUGUCGAGGAACAUGCUCGAGGGCGACGCCUCGUUUCUGUUUGGUUCGACGAAGCCCACCCAAGUUCUUGACAUCUCGAGGAACCACAACCUCAGCUUCGAUCUCUCGACUGUGAGCUUUUCCAAGACGCUCAUCACUCUCAACAUCCACCACAACAAGAUCUACGGCGCCAUCCCCAAGAGCAUCCUGAAGAUCAGCAACCUUCAGCAGCUCAACGUCAGCUACAACCGCCUGUGCGGCAAGAUCCCGCAGGGAGCCAACCUGAAGCGGUUCGACGAGUACUCCUUUUGGCAUAACAAAUGCCUCUGCGGCCCGCCCUUAACUCCAUCAUGUUCCUAAAAAUAUGGUGAACGAGAGAGAAACUAACGGAGCAUGCAGAUCAGAGCAGCAGCUGAAAGAGAUGGAAAAUGAACAGCCGAGUUCAGUAAAUAAAGCCGGGAUGCACUUUCUAAAUGGCAGUUCGAGAGCGACGUCAGCAGAAAGAGAGUGCAAUUUGCAAUAAAUAAAGGGACGCGUAUGUCUGUUCAUGUCAUCGGAGUACACUUAAUUUGUUUCCACUGUUCGAGUCGUGCAAGCUCUUUUGUAUUUCUUUCGUUCUUCGUUCAUCAUCUAUUAAAGUUUAAAGACCUUCUACUUGUUAA
Messenger RNA from Nymphaea colorata (pocket water lily), 1596 nucleotides. Its product is annotated as polygalacturonase inhibitor-like. Bases 242 to 1294 code for a protein of 350 amino acids. Lineage: Eukaryota; Viridiplantae; Streptophyta; Magnoliopsida; Nymphaeales; Nymphaeaceae. Gene Ontology annotation, molecular function: protein binding. The transcript has a single exon. The record is from RefSeq and is a predicted model, not a curated record.